AGACUCGGAGGCAGGCUGGGGCCCUAGGAAGGUUCUUAAACUUUGAUUGCUUUAGCUUUAAGUUUUCCCGCUGGUUUAGGGAAAGCGACCCGCAGCCUCAAGGAGAGGAGACAAGCUUCUGGCUCCGGACGCACGGAUAGGCCCGGGGAACCCGCAGUCUAAAACGGGAAACUGCCCGAACCCGGACGAGCCUCCUCCGAGGGAUAGUCAGGAAACGCUUCUCGAGGUGGGAAACAAGGGUCCUGCCUUCCGAGAGCCCCUCUAAAGAUGACUCAAGACCAGCCUUUGCUCGCGGUGCAGGAGGCCCUGAGGAAGUGCUUUCCCGUGGUGGAGGAGCAGCAGGGCCUGUGGCAGAGCGCUCUCAGGGACUGCCCGCCCCUCCUGGCCUCCCUCAGCAACCUGGCAGAGCAGCUGCAGGCCGCACAGAACCUACGAUUUGAGGAUGUGCCGUCACUUCGGGACUUCCCAGACUUACAGGAGCGGCUGAGGCGCAAGCAGCUGGCGGCUGGUGACACUCUCCUGGACAGGCUAGGGGAGAGGCUAGCCGCCCUCCUCAAGGUGCGUGAUGUAGUCAGCAGCCACGUGGAACACGUGCUUCAGAUCUAUGAGCAGCAUGCAGACAUGAUCAGCCUCGAUGCUGUCCUGCAGGCUUCAGCUACAAGCCCCUCUGUGGCUGAAAUGUUGGAGUGGUUACAGGAUAUCGAGAGACAUUAUCGAAGUUUGAAGGUACCUGAAGAGGAAGUAUCUUCUGUCCUCAAUCCAGUGGGGAGACUUGGGAAACAUCCAAGCUUUGCCCAAAGCCUGGGACCGAAUUUCGGAAGACGAACACCCAGACCUUGUACGAGAUAUCCUGUUGAACGUGUCCUUCUUCCUGGAAGAGUGAAGAAGCCGUGUGUUUAUCGGGAGACUAGGGGGAUGCAGUUGAAGACCGACCUUACUGCGCUCUGAUAUUUCUAAAGAAAUGUCAGCAUUGCAACUGGACUUAUUGGAAAUGUCAGUGCCUAGAGCCUGAGGAUUGUGCUGGAUGUUGGGUCUUCUUCAUGCCAGGUCCUGGGUGAGGGCACAUGGUCACACCUUGCCCUUUCCUAAGGCUCAGGGGAGUGGACAGAGACAGAGAGGAUGCAGGAAAGGCCAUGCAGAAGAACACUGGGGGCAGAAGCAACAGCCACAGAAGUGGUAAGGAAGGAAAGGACAGGGGUAGAGAGUGCCGCUGCCCCCAGCAUCAUCCAAAGCUCUGAGCCUCGUUGACACCAGGUCCUGGUUUUGUGUAUUUGUGUCAGUAUCCAACUCCUUGAUGGAAAAAAGUGGCUUUGAUGAUUUAAAGAAGUAAGGGGUGGGACUUCCCUGGUGGUCCAGUGCUUAAGAAUCCACCUUCCAAUGCAGGGAACACAGGUUUGAACCCUGGUCAGGGAACUAAGAUCCCACAUGCCG
Molecule: messenger RNA, 1431 nt
Organism: Delphinapterus leucas (beluga whale)
Lineage: Eukaryota; Metazoa; Chordata; Mammalia; Artiodactyla; Monodontidae
Source: RefSeq, a predicted model, not a curated record